CAACGCUUCAUUGACAAAUUUCUUAUUUCGAUAAAAAAAAUCACGUAGUACGUUCGGUGAUUUAAAGCAGCCGUAGAGACACAAGGCCUAGGUUCGUCAAGAAACAGCCUCGAACAGCCUCGAACGUGUUUUCAAGUCUGUCAGAAACGGAUUCAGUGUCAAAUCCCCGUCAAUUGCACCGCGAAACAAGGGAAAGAGGAGGAGGAAAUAUUUUCCAGCGCCAUCUUGCCUCGUAGCUCCUAAUUCGUCAGUGCCUGUGAAUGGACUUGUCAUAAGUGUUUUAUGUUAUUUUGUUCGUUAUUUCGGUUACAAAAGUUAGUGUAUUAAAUUUCGAGUACACGUCAGGUUUAAUAACAAGACUAUCCUGAAGAAAAAUUCAAAUCCUCCAUUUUAUCAAUAGUGUUCGGGAAGUUUUCUAUGUUUCUGGGCAAGAAGUAGCUUCAUCGACAACUGCCAGCAGUAUUUCGUAUGCCAACAAUGGCGAUGCAGAAGAUGAGAAGACAAGGUCAAGACGUUAUGCAGGUUAACCUGGCAGGUAUUAGGCGAGACAUUGUUAAUCUUGCCCAUAAUUAUAGCAAUGCGCAGAAAGCAGUACGUAAAGCCACCAGCAAUGAUCCAUGGGGUCCAAGCAGCACACUUAUGGCAGAAAUUUCUGACCUAACAUACAAUGUUGUAGCUUUCACUGAAAUCAUGCAGAUGUUGUGGAAAAGAUUGAACGAUCACGGUAAAAAUUGGCGGCAUGUGUACAAAGCUUUAGUCCUCUUGGAGUACCUAAUUAAAACAGGAUCAGAAAAGGUUGCACAGCAAUGUAAAGAAAAUAUUUUUGCCAUCCAAACUUUAAAGGAUUUCCAAUACAUGGAAGGGUCUAAAGAUCAAGGUGUGAACGUAAGAGAGAAAGCAAAGCAACUAGUGGCCUUAUUAAAAGAUGAUGAGAGGUUAAGAAACGAACGAGCCAGAGCAUUGAAAGCUAAGGAAAGAUUUACACAAUCCGUUAGCGGGUUUGGGAGCGAAGGAUUAGAUGCUAUGUCACCCGUGAGCAGUGAUUUCCAGGAUUGGGAACCGUGUCGCCUCGGAUCCGAAUCUGCAGCUAGACCCGAAUUGGAAGCUGCAAGGCCACAAACAGUCGGAGAAGAGGAACUGCAACUGCAAUUGGCUCUGGCAAUGUCUAGGGAAGAGGCGGAGCAGGAAGAACAAAGAAGGCGCAGUGACGACGUCAGACUGCAGUUAGCUCUCAGUCAGAGCCAGCAAGAUUUUAAAGUUCCACAAACCGAGAAACAAAGUCAUAUGCUGGACCUCUUGGAUGUUAAUUUAGGAGAAGCCAGCGGUGGAGCCAAUGCACAAACUGAUCCUUGGGGUGUUCCCGUCGCCGCACCCCCGCCCAGGCCACAGUCUUUGGAUUUGUCUCAGUUUUAUAUGUACAAGCCGCAGAAUGACCCAUGGAGCGCCCCCAACACGAGUAGUACGUCACCCAUGAUCGACCCAUGGGCACCUGUUCCACCACAAAGACCAUCGGCUUCCAUUGAUCCGUGGCGGGCACCCGCACCAUCACCUGUACCAGUUACGUCUCCACCUACAGCAGAUCCUUGGUCACCUGUGCCCGCUACCGCUGAAACUGAAACAAAUAAAAAGCCAGCCGGACGAGAGGGUGCAACAUCUGCUUCUCCGUCUUUCAACAACCCCACCCUAACGCAGAACAUUGGCUUCGCGGCACAAUCACCGCAGAACAUUGGUUUCGCGGCGCCAUCGCCGCCGAACAUAGGCUUCAAUCUGCCUGCAUCUUCGAAUAAUUAUAACACCACAAGCAACGGUUUCAACGGCACCGGAUCUAGUUUUAACAAUUUCUCUGCGGGCAAUCAAAACAACCCAGGAGUCAGCCCGCUGAGCGACUUAGACGAGUUCGAUGUAAUUACUAACAGAAAUAAGCUUGGAUCUAGUCCACAACCAGUAAACAAUGGAGAUUCGCUAUCACCAGAUCCAUUCGAUUUGGGAGGCAUAGCCGAAAAUCUACCUACAAGUACGGGAGCUGUUAAGAAAACACCACAGUCGUUCCUCGGGGAGAACUCUGCUCUGGUUAACCUUGAUAAUCUCGUCAGUACUUCUGCGAUUAAACCAGCUACGCCAACACCUGCAGCAACCAUCUCGUAUUCAGCAAAUCCAUUUGCGACGGUAACACCACCACCACCCCGUCCUACGAUCAAUCAGAUUCGACAGGAUCCUUGGGCAGCGAAUACACCUACUACAGCGAAUCCGUUCCUCUCGUAGCUCGACAAUAGAAUUGUCGAUGACGUCAGUCGAUAAAUCAAGAGCACCGUGGUCUAAAAAGUAUUCGAGGUUUUUAGCGGUAACCCUGUACGGUAUAAGUUUCUCGCUCGCUAUAAAAUAGCUUUAUUUCAAGAUAAUAGACGACAUACACACACACACAGACACGUACCCACACAGAGACGACAGAGUGAAAACGUCCUAUCGCAAUAAAAAGAAAAAACGAAAAAAAUAUUCAGAACACGCUAGUUUUAACAUUUGAAAGUAAUACGAGUCUUUUACGAAUGAUUAAAAGCGACCAUCAUCGACCCGAUCGGUCCUUGUUAAUCGAUGAGAAAAUAGAAAUGUUAAGGAAGUA
Messenger RNA from Megalopta genalis, 2617 nucleotides. RefSeq names its product epsin homolog lqf (gene lqf). NCBI's taxonomy places the organism in Eukaryota, Metazoa, Arthropoda, Insecta, Hymenoptera, Halictidae. The record is from RefSeq and is a predicted model, not a curated record. Gene Ontology annotation, molecular function: clathrin binding; phospholipid binding. Gene Ontology annotation, cellular component: clathrin vesicle coat; endosome; plasma membrane. Gene Ontology annotation, biological process: endocytosis.